This is a messenger RNA of Trichophyton benhamiae CBS 112371, 888 nucleotides long. RefSeq names its product 3-oxo-5-alpha-steroid 4-dehydrogenase family protein. Bases 1 to 888 code for a protein of 295 amino acids. Lineage: Eukaryota; Fungi; Ascomycota; Eurotiomycetes; Onygenales; Arthrodermataceae. Gene Ontology annotation, molecular function: oxidoreductase activity, acting on the CH-CH group of donors. The transcript has a single exon. The record is from RefSeq and is a predicted model, not a curated record. Gene Ontology annotation, biological process: lipid metabolic process.
AUGGAGAGCUUCGGAAUGGCCAACUUCAUCUAUAUAAUCUCGACCUCUGAGCAAGGCAAUGGUUUCUCUGGCUUAUCAACAUGGCAUAAAGUGCUGGCCGUGCUAUAUGUCCUCCACUACGUCAACCGCGCAUUGAUCACGCCCCUCUUCCUGGCCCCAAGCAUGUCACCAAUCCACAUUGAAAUCUUCUUCUUCGCCAUUUUAUUCCACUACCUGGCCUCGAGCACCUUUGCGUCCUGGCUGCUCGGUUACAAGACCGUUUUGGCGACAGCAGGCACCCCCGAGGCCCCAGGAGCCAUGUAUGACACUACGAUCGCCACUGCGCCAAAGUUAACGGGCUACAUGGCUUAUGUCCCUUACAUCGGUCUUGCAAUCUUCCUAGUCGGUAUGUACGGCAACAUUCAAUCCGAGAAUACAUUAUUCGAGUUGCGCAAGGAGGAGGCGCAUCGACGACAAAAGAAGCAGGACAACAGCGCUGCUGUCAGGCCCGAUGGUAAAUCUAUCUAUGACAAAGUAUAUGUUCUGCCGCCAGCGGAGGGGUAUUUCUCGUCGAUCUUAUUCCCUCAUUACGCGCUGGAAUGGAUUGAAUGGACUGGUUUCGUGAUCAUUGCACUCUCGGUCACUACACUUAACGUGGCGUCAGUUACGGCCGAAUCUGCCGCUUCGACUGGUGUGGUGCAACUUGCGCCAUUUUAUGCGCCUGUUGCUAAAUUCUUUAUGAGUACUUGCGGUUUACCGCUUCCGUUCCCCGUCUUGUUGAUAUGCGUGAAUAUUAUGACCACUACCGCGGUGCGUGCUCGCUGGGGAAGGACUUGGUAUAUUGAGCGUUUUGGCGAGAAGGCAGUUGGAGGCAGGGGAGCGUUCGUUCCUUAUUGCAAAUGGUUGUGA